GCCAGAAAACGAAACCACCACCCACCAACUUUCUCUUUUAUUCCCGAAAGAAUAAAACCCACGACAAAACAGCCCACAGCCCACAGCCCCCCGCGGACCGGUGAGGUGUGUGUUGUGUGUGUUUUUUGUCUUUUUUGUCUUUUGCUGGCACCCGUUUUGCCGCGCGAAAAAAAGGGCCCUCGGUUGGCUGCCGCAAUGCACUAGUUAUUCAGGCGGCUGCCACAGGAGCUGCUCGGCAGCAGGCGCGCGAUCGAGCGUGCCGAUAGGAGAGCUUGUUCGGGAGGUGGUCGGCACCGGCACCCUGACGGCUCGAAAACGAGAUGGGUUGCUGCAUCUCUAGUCCCUCGGGCCCAAACUCUCCCUACCCGGGUGGUGUCGGCGCCUCUGGCUCGUCGCGGGCAAUCAACGAUGCUUCCCAAACGGCGCCUGCGUCAAGCACCCAGGCCACCAAUGACGAGCCCCCCCUUUCCCCCGGCCCAGGCUCGCGCCGACGUCGAGGACAGAGCCAACCGUUAGCCCAGCAUAUCAACAAGCCGUUGAGGCGUCAUGAAUGGAGCAGCCGCAAUCGCAUGUGGACCCGUGCCGCGCUGGCACGCGAGAGGGCCGACUUCUUCGAGACGAGGGUCGCAGGCCGCCAGGAAAUCUGGCAAGCCCUUCGCUCCGCCCUCGAAGUUCUCUGGGAGGCUGAUGCCGCUGCCGCGAACGGCCUGGCCGAGCUCGAGGGCGACGACGAAGGCCCCAGCGAAGAGGACCCAGCCGUGGCUCUUGCUACGGCCCAGAGUAUCAUUAAUGCAGCCGACAUCACCCUCCCCACCGGGGACCUGGCGCAAGGGGCCUAUGACGCCCUGGGCUGCUACUACUCGCUCCCGGAGCAUGUCGUGUCCGACCCGUCAAACUUGGUCGAGCCGCCCGCUUCGACCGGCGGUGACGGCCUCGAGGAUGUUAAGCCCGACCUGACAGCGGGCGACGAAACUGCCCAGGAAGAACUGGACGGCGAGGACAAAGCCGAGCGCCGGAGGGAGGAAAAAGGCAAAGGUGUCGCCGACAUACGUGACCAGAUCACGAUCCGAGCCAGGCUGAGUGACGGGUCUCGAGACAUCAGUAUUUCAGUCGGGAGCGCCGAGACUGUAAGGAGCAUUGCGAGAUAUGUUGCCGAAGAAGCUCAGCUCCCUGCCACCAAGAAGAUCCGCGUCGCCUACAUGGGCAAGAUCUUGAAAGAGAAUUCCCCCUUGCUUGUCCAGGGCUGGAAACAAGGGCAUGUAGUGAACGCCUUGGUGUUCAAUAGGUUUGGCAACUGGCCUUCAUCCCAUACGCAGCCAGCCUUUUAUCUAUUACCAUUGGGACUCAAAUUCCUAGGGCUCAACAACUCAACAUCCAAUCCUCUCUGCUUCAAAGACAGAAGACCUUGACACGAUUGUAUUUCUGCAGCUCAAGGCUAUUUCGUGCCACCACGCCUUUCGACGGGGAUACUUGUCUCCCAGUUGCUGCAAAGCACCUCUAUCCAGCUUCAACGACGGUUCUCUCACGCCAACAGCGGCGGAGAUUGUCCUUUUUCAUCCCUGCGUUCCGGCAACGUGCGACCACCAGAUACCAAACUCUUCAUCUCCA
Lasiosphaeria miniovina is the source of this 1608-nucleotide messenger RNA. RefSeq lists its product as uncharacterized. NCBI's taxonomy places the organism in Eukaryota, Fungi, Ascomycota, Sordariomycetes, Sordariales, Lasiosphaeriaceae. Gene Ontology annotation, molecular function: protein binding. The record is from RefSeq and is a predicted model, not a curated record. The coding region runs from base 321 to 1409 and encodes 362 amino acids. The transcript has 4 exons.